Marmota flaviventris (yellow-bellied marmot) is the source of this 3129-nucleotide messenger RNA. It is a transcript of the gene Slc20a1, whose product is annotated as solute carrier family 20 member 1. Gene Ontology annotation, molecular function: phosphate transmembrane transporter activity. Gene Ontology annotation, cellular component: membrane. Gene Ontology annotation, biological process: phosphate ion transmembrane transport. The record is from RefSeq and is a predicted model, not a curated record. Lineage: Eukaryota; Metazoa; Chordata; Mammalia; Rodentia; Sciuridae.
GGGCCCUCCUGGCUCGCCGGCCGCAAGUGUGCCCGCGUCCCGUUGCCGCCGCUGUCUGGUCUCCUCUCCUGCGCGAACCCGGGUUCCCCUGGAUAAACUUGCGUCCUUGCUCUAAUCCGCCAUGGGAUUCUGCUCCGCGCUUGUAGCCCUGCAGAGCCAAAGACACCCCAGACAACAGACGCCCUCCUGCAGCGUAUAGCAGUGACUCCGGCUCGCCUGCGCCCUAGUUUACAGUAUUUAAUGUUAUAUAUUAUAUACUAUUUAUUAUAGCGAUUUUGAUACCUCAUAUUCUGUUUACACACCCUGAACGCCGCUCAGUAAUUAUUUUAUCAAUCCAACCACUACUCGAGAGCAUGGCAUCUACCGUGGCGACGCUGAUAGCCAGCACCGCGUCUGGUCCCCUGGCGCCGCAGUUCCUGUGGAUGCUCAUCCUGGGCUUCAUCAUCGCCUUCGUCUUGGCCUUCUCCGUGGGAGCCAAUGAUGUGGCAAAUUCGUUUGGCACAGCUGUGGGCUCAGGCGUGGUGACCCUGAAACAAGCCUGCAUCCUCGCCAGCAUCUUCGAAACCGUGGGCUCCGUCUUACUGGGGGCGAAGGUGAGCGAGACCAUCCGCAAGGGCCUGAUUGACGUGAACAUGUACAACUCGAGCCAAGAGCAUCUGAUGCUCAUGGCCGGCUCAGUCAGCGCGAUGUUUGGUUCUGCUGUGUGGCAACUAGUGGCUUCAUUUUUGAAGCUCCCCAUUUCUGGGACCCAUUGUAUUGUUGGUGCAACCAUUGGUUUCUCCCUUGUGGCAAAGGGGCAAAAGGGUGUCAAGUGGUCUGAACUGAUAAAAAUUGUGAUGUCUUGGUUCAUCUCUCCACUGCUUUCUGGUAUCAUGUCUGGAAUCUUGUUCUUUCUUGUGCGUGCAUUCAUCCUCCGCAAGGCAGACCCAGUUCCCAAUGGUUUGCGAGCUUUGCCAGUUUUUUAUGCCUGCACAGUUGGAAUAAACCUCUUUUCCAUCAUGUAUACUGGGGCACCGUUGCUGGGCUUUGACAAACUUCCUCUGUGGGGUACCAUCCUCAUCUCGGUGGGAUGUGCAGUUUUCUGUGCCCUUAUCGUCUGGUUCUUUGUAUGUCCCAGGAUGAAGAGAAAAAUUGAACGAGAAAUAAAGUCUAGUCCUUCUGAAAGCCCCUUAAUGGAAAAAAAGAAUAGCUUGAAAGAAGACCAUGAAGAAACAAAGCUGUCUCUCAGUGAUGUUGAAAAUAGGAAUCCCGUGUCUGAGGUGGGGCCUGCCACUGUGCCCCUCCGGACCGUGGUGGAGGAGAGAACAGUGUCCUUCAAACUUGGGGAUCUUGAGGAGGCUCCAGAGCGGGAGAGGCUCCCCAGCAUGGACCUGAAGGAGGAGACCAGCAUUGACGGCACCAUGAAUGGCACAGUGCAGCUGCCUAAUGGGAACCUCGUUCAGUUUAGUCACGCCGUCAGCAACCAGAUAAACUCCAGUGGCCACUACCAGUAUCACACUGUGCAUAAAGAUUCUGGCUUGUAUAAAGAGCUGCUCCAUAAAUUGCAUCUGGCCAAGGUAGGAGACUGCAUGGGAGAUUCCGGAGACAAGCCCUUGAGGCGCAAUAACAGCUAUACUUCCUACACCAUGGCAAUUUGUGGCAUGCCCCUGGAUUCAUUCCGUGCCAAAGAAGGUGAACAGAAGGGUGAAGAAAUGGAGAAGCUGACGUGGCCUAAUGCAGACACCAAGAAGCGUAUUCGAAUGGACAGUUAUACCAGUUACUGCAAUGCUGUGUCUGACCUCCACUCGGCAUCUGAGAUGGACUUGAGUGUCAAGGCUGAGAUGGGUCUGGGCGACAGAAAAGGAAGUAGUGGCUCUCUGGAAGAAUGGUCUGACCAGGACAAGCCUGAAGUCUCUGUUCUCUUCCAGUUCCUACAGAUCCUCACAGCUUGCUUCGGGUCGUUUGCCCAUGGUGGCAAUGACGUCAGCAAUGCCAUUGGUCCUUUGGUUGCUCUGUAUCUGAUUUAUGUCACCGGGGAUGUUUCUUCGGAAGGGGCGGUACCAAUAUGGCUUCUACUUUAUGGUGGUGUUGGCAUCUGCACUGGACUGUGGGUUUGGGGAAGAAGAGUUAUCCAGACCAUGGGGAAGGAUCUGACACCAAUCACACCCUCUAGUGGCUUCAGUAUUGAGCUGGCGUCUGCCCUCACUGUGGUGAUCGCUUCAAAUAUUGGCCUUCCCAUCAGCACAACACAUUGCAAAGUGGGCUCUGUUGUCUCUGUUGGUUGGCUCCGGUCCAAGAAGGCUGUUGACUGGCGGCUCUUUCGCAACAUUUUUAUGGCCUGGUUUGUUACGGUCCCCAUUUCUGGCGUCAUCAGUGCUGCUAUCAUGGCAGUCUUCUAUUAUUUCAUCCUUAAAGAAUGAUUCCAGUGUUACCGAAGACUGACGAGAGUCUUUUUAAAGUUUGGGAGCUGUGGGAGGGAAGUGUUAAUUAUGCUAUAAUUGCUUUUGUGCUAAAUAUGACUUGUCUCAAAAUUAGCUAUGUAAAAUAGCCAGGUUUCCACUGGUUUCUUCUGAGGUCCCCUUUCCUUUUGGGCUGUGAAUUCCUGUACAUAUUUCUCUACUUUUUGUAUCAGGCUUCAAUUCCAUUAUGUUUUAAUGUUGUCUUCUGAAGAUAAUGUGUGUGUGUGUGUGUGUGUGUGUGUGUGUGUGUGUGUAUAAGAGAGAGAGUGAGAGAGAACCAUGCAGAGCCAUCCUGCAGAGCAUCCUCUGCUUCGUUGGCUUCACCAGCUUUUGCCCUAACACGCACAGGGAUCUAACAGCAAACCAGUUAGCUGAAGCUUCCCCUGUAGUCUCCUCCUAGAAGUAGUCAUUGGCACUCUGCCUCCUGUCGCUGUGGCAGGUUCUCCCCGUGUGUGUGGGAACUUCUUAGAGGGUUCUUUGGACACAGUGAACAUUUAGUAGUGACUUUGACCAUUAUUGCUUAGAAGUAGGAAGAAAAGCCUUCUGGCAAUCUUGGUUAUUAAGAUUUCUGGUGGUGUGGGAUGCGUGAAUGAAGUGGAAUAUGUACUUUGGGUAAGUUAAAUGGGACAGCCUUCCAUGUUCAUCUGUCUACCUCUUAACUGAAUAAAAAAAGCCUACAAUUUUUAGAAAA